Encephalitozoon intestinalis ATCC 50506 is the source of this 1170-nucleotide messenger RNA. RefSeq lists its product as uncharacterized. The record is from RefSeq and is a predicted model, not a curated record. The coding region runs from base 1 to 1170 and encodes 389 amino acids. The transcript has a single exon. NCBI's taxonomy places the organism in Eukaryota, Fungi, Microsporidia, Unikaryonidae.
AUGAUAAUUUUUCCUGAGGAGAAACCAACCAAGUACUUGAACGAUUCGUUUGCGCUUAAGAUGCUUGGAGCUCCAAAAUAUAAUGGCAAGUUCGACUUUAGCAGGAAGGAGUUGGAUAUUCCUUUAGCAUUUCCAUUUAGAAAGACUGCCGUUAAAUCAAAGAGCCCACCGCAAGUAGCUUUCAUGGAGAAAAUAGAUAACGAUAGCGUGAUAUAUUCGAGUGACGGCCAUUUCUUUAACGUUCUUGGAAAGUAUAAGUAUAGCUUCCGAAUAGAGGAUACUUGCAAAAGACUAGUGACUGGGCACCAAAAGGCAUUUAUUCUUACAGAAAAACACAUGUAUAUUUACGAGAAGAAGAAAGUAAGCAUGUUUUCCAUUAGCGCCAUAGAUUUGUCCACAUCCUCUUUUGGAGAGGUAUUUGUUCUGACUUCCAAGGAGAUUCUGUUGUUUGACGAGGACGGGAUCAAAAAAGUAUUUCCAUAUACUGGCCGAGUCAAUUUCAUACACUUCUAUCUGUUCCGGGAACUGAUAGUUGUGGGAGUGAAGCAAGUGUUCCAUUUGAAUCUCAAUAACCUCAAGGUAAGCACUAUAUACUCAACUCCCUUGAGAAUACAGUUAACUAUUUUAAAGGAUCGGCUUUACAUACAGGAGGGGACCAGCAAGGGUUUCAGGGUUACAUCUCUGAACAUAGAAGAUAGGACUGCAGAGUCUAUCUUUUUGGAGGACUUCAUGAAAAUUUCUGUAGGGAAAUCAAUGCUGGCGCUAUACAAGAGAGGUGGAGAGUUUUUAUUCUGCGACCGAUUUGAUCUAAUCAACUCCAAAACCGUUGUAUACGAGGUUGAGAACCUUAUAGGUUUCUUCUUUGUUGAAGAAAAGAGCUAUUUCUUCUUUAAAGAGAAAUUUGUGAUGUGGAACAAAGGAUGUGUAAAGGAGAUCAAGAUAGGCUUGGAGAAGAAUAGAAAUUAUCUUGUAAAAUUCCCCGACAACCUCGAGAUGCUUAAGGAGGUGUAUGAAACAAGACAGACACCAAAGGGGGUUUUUAGGCCUGGAAAAGUGGUUUCUACUCUCUAUGAAAUUAUCAAACAAAUCACAGAAAAAGAAGACGAAAGUGUCAAAUCGAUGCCCAAGAAGAAAAUCAAAUAUUCCGAAAAAAACCUUGGGGGUUUCUAG